Messenger RNA from Coffea eugenioides, 2371 nucleotides. RefSeq lists its product as uncharacterized. Bases 224 to 1921 code for a protein of 565 amino acids. NCBI's taxonomy places the organism in Eukaryota, Viridiplantae, Streptophyta, Magnoliopsida, Gentianales, Rubiaceae. The record is from RefSeq and is a predicted model, not a curated record. The transcript is spliced from 6 exons.
UGUAUCGCUCACUCUCUCUAUACACAUCUCUUCAAAGUUCAAACCGUACUAAUGCCACUUGAAAAAUGGAAAAAGAAUGGGAGCUCUGCAAUCAUCUCUGGAUCUGACGAUCAAUUAUAGAGAAAUGACAAAAACCCAGAAAUUUGUUCAAUAGAUCUUGGCUGGAAAAUCCCAGCUCAGCCCAUUCUUGAGGGUCUGUUAUUGGUGGUGGUGGUGGUGGAAGAUGGGUUCUGGUUCUAGUAAGCAGAAUGUAGCUUCUUCUUCGUCUUCAUCGCCGUCGCCAUCGCAGUUGCAUUCGCCGUCACCGCCGCUGACGUCGCCGUCUGUGAGAAGGAGUCGAUCUUACAGGAAUAGAGGAGUGUUCAACUCGUCUUGUCUCCGAUCCCAACACCAAUCCGAGUCCCACAAUGCUGACCAGCAGAUGUUUGAUAAUAAAUCUAAGAGAAAUGGAUUUGAUGGCUGUUGUGCAAAUGGGACCAUGCCUGACUCAAAUGAGGUGAAAACUAAAUGCUGCAGAAAGGUGAAAGUUCAGCAGCCUGAUGAAUUAAACUGUGUGACAUCCAGCAUGGACAGUGAUGAGUGGGAUCAGUCAAGAGGUGGUCGUAUGUCUCGAGCUUUCUCAUCUCGAGGGCUAAACCCCUCAAGUCGUUUCCUUUCUCGCUUGAAUAUAUUACCUGGUAAUAUUCGCUUUAGAAUGAACACAGCAAAUAGUUUAGGUUCUGCGAGACCUUAUUUUGCAUCCUCAACAAGCUUUCAAAUGUCAAAUAAUGAAGAUGAACCAAGUACAUCUGGGAGCAUGAUUGAUGAAAAUGAUAGGAUACACAAUCGUAAUCACUUUCCGAGAUGCUUUAGUAGUCGGUCUCCCAUGUCACCUGGUGAGGACUUAGUUACAGGUGACUUUCUACAGAGUACCUCAACUCGAAGUGCAGCAAGAGAGGGAGUUGAUCCUGGAGUAGACUCUGGUGAGAAUUCAUUUUCUAGAAAUCGUGCAUAUAGUGAAGGUACUGAAGAAGGACUGGCUAAUAGACGUAUUGCAGCUGAGGAGACAGUGGAACAAAAUGUGCGGUUUAGUAGAACUCUGAGUGUUGGCAGACUUCGUGAUAGGGUUCUUCGAAGAACAUCAUUUCCAGACUUUGCUUUUGGUCCUCUUGAACAAGACCGAGAAACAGAACAUGCAAGUCAAGUUAGUGAAGGCCGGAUAUUGGGUGCCGGAAGAAGACCAACAUCAGCUGAAGAGAACUCCGAUUCACAGGCUUCUUCCAGUCGGUCAAGACCUGAUGCGUCUGGUUCAUUGCAUAGGCAUAAUGGUGAUACACCACGACCCAGAGAAGCCAGGUAUCAUGACCUCCUGGAGUAUAGAUCAAAUUUCCUUGAGCGACGCAGAAGAAUAAGAUCUCAGGUGCGUGCACUGCAGCGUCUAGGGAGCCGUUUCGAGAAUCUUUCUGGACAUGAAAGGUCUUGCAUCUUGUCUGGUCAACACAGGAGAGGGCAUUGCACAUGUCGGAUUAAUCCUCGAGAGGCUGAAUCAAAUGAUGAAACUAGUGCUAGGGCCAGCAUAUCAAGAAUUGUGAUGUUGGCAGAAGCUUUGUUUGAGGUUCUGGAUGAAAUUCACCAGCAAUCUGUAGUUUUGUCAUCCCGGCCUUCUAUGUCGUCACUUGGAUCUGUUCCAGCACCAAAUGAAGUGGUGGAGUCCUUGCCUCUGAGAUUAUACAGUAAAUUACAAAAGCAUCUGCAAGAUGAAGUUGCACAAUGUUAUAUUUGCCUUGUUGAGUAUGAGGAAGGUGAUUCUGUACGAGUGUUGCCUUGCCGUCAUGAAUAUCACAAGGCAUGUAUAGACAAAUGGCUAACAGAAAUUCACAGGGUAUGUCCUCUUUGUCGAGGGGAUGUUUGCAGAUCUGAUCCACUGCCUGCGAAUAUUUGAUCUUUAUGUUUCUUCAUCAGUUUCUUGAGCCAGCCGAGCCAGGCAUUUCCUUUUCUGGAUGAAUUUAUGGUCGGUGCACUGCAGUUUUAGAGGUUGAAAAAUUCCGUCUUUGACAUUAUGCUACUGUUGUUGAUGCAUAUAAGCUCUGAAAUGAGCUGGAUUGUCAACACUGGAAAUCAUAGAGGAAGGUGGGGUUUUUUUUUUUUUUUUUUAAAAAAAAAAAAUUGCUGAAAAGCCAUAUCAAUGAUGGGUCCAACGUGCCCUGGUAUGGCAAUUUUCAUGCAACAUGAUUGUAAUCUGAGGAUUACUGCUUCAUGGUGUCAAAGGGCUGUAUGGUAUGUAUCUGGAACUUUAAAUUGGGAAGGGGAAAUCAUGCGAAAGGAAUUGGCAUGAGGUUUCAUAGUAACCUAGAGUUAUGCAUGUUUGAAUAGUAUUUAGAAAUUGAUUUAA